This is a messenger RNA of Closterium sp. NIES-65, 5640 nucleotides long. NCBI's taxonomy places the organism in Eukaryota, Viridiplantae, Streptophyta, Zygnematophyceae, Desmidiales, Closteriaceae. The record is from the annotation of a GenBank genome assembly.
AUGUGGACGUGGACAUGGACAAGGACGUGGACGCGGACGUGGAUGGACGCGGACGUGGACGUGGACGGGGAUGUGGACGUGGACAUGGACGUGGACAUGGACGUGGACGUGGACGUGGACAUGGACGUGGACGUGGACGUGGACAUGGUCGUGGACGUGGACGUGGACGUGGAUGUGGACGUCGACGUGGACGUGGACAUGGUCGUGGACGUGGACGUGGACGUGGACAUGGACGUGGACAUGGACGUGGACAUGGACGUGGAUGUGGACGUGGACGUGGACGUGGACGUGGACAUGGACGUGGACAUGGAAGUGGACAUGGACGCGGACGUGGACGUGGACGGGGAUGUGGACGUGGACGUGGACGUGGACAUGGCUGUGGACGUGGACGUGGAGGUGGACAUGGACGUGGACGUGGACGUGGACAUGGACGCGGACGAGGACGUGGACGUGGACGCGGACGUGGACGUGGACGGGGAUGUGGACGUGGACGUGGACGUGGACAUGGACGUGGACGCGGACGUGGACAUGGACGUGGACGUGGACGUGGACGUGGACAAGGACGUGGACGUGGACGUGGACAUGGUCGUGGACGUGGACGUGGACGUGGACGUGGACAUGGACAUAGACGUGGACAUGGUCGUGGACGUGGACAUGGACGUGGACGUGGACCUGGACGUGGAUAUGGACGUGGACGUGGACGUGGACGUGGACAUGGACGUGGACAUGGACGUGGUUGUGGACAUGGACGCGGACAUGGACGUGGACAUGGACGUGGACGUGGACGUGGACGUGGACGUGGACGUCGACGUGGACAUGGACGUGGACGUGGACGUGGACAUGGACAUGGACAUGGACGUGGACGUGGACGUGGACGUGGACGUGGACAUGGACGUGGACGCGGACGUGGACGGGGACAUGGACGUGGACAUGGACGUGGACGCGGACGUGGACGUGGAUGGACGUGGACGUGGACGCGGACGUGGACGCGGACGUGGACGCGGACGUGGACGCGGACGUGGACGGGGACAUGGACGUGGACAUGGACGUGGACGUGGACGUGGACGUGGACGUGGACAUGGACGUGGACAUGGACGUGGACGUGGACGUGGACGUGGACAUGGACGUGGACGUGGACAUGGACGUGGACAUGGACGUGGACGUGGUCACGUGGACGUGGACGUGGACGUGGACGUGGACGCGGACGUGGAGAACUUGGACGUGGACGUGGACGUGGUCGUGGACGUGGACGUGGACGUGGAGGACUUGGACGUGGACAUGGACGUGGACGUGGACGUGGACGUGGACGUGGACGUGGACGUGGACGUGGACAUGGACGUGGACAUGGUCGUGGACGUGGUCGUGGACGUGGACGUGGACGUGGACGUGGACGUCGACGUCGACGUGGACGUCGAUGUGGACGUCGACGUGGACCUGGACGUGGACGUGGACGUGGACAUGGACGUGGACGUGGACGUGGACGUGGACGUGGACGUGGACAUGGACGUGGACAUGGACGUGGAGGACUUGGACGUGGACAUGGACGUGGUCGUGGACAUGGACGAGGACAUGGACAUGGACAUGGACAUGGACAUGGACGUGGACGCGGACGUGGACGUGGACGUGGACGUGGACGUGAACGUGGAUAGACGGGGACGUGGACAUGGACGUGGACGCGGACGUGGACGUGGACGUGGACAUGGACGUGGACGUGGACGUGGACGUGGACGUGGACGUGGACGUGGACCUGGACGUGGACGUGGACGUGGACGUGGACGUGGACGUGGACGUGGACAUGGACGUGGAGACAUGGACGUGGACGUGGACGUGGACAUGGACGUGGACGUGGACGUGGACGCGGACGUGGACGUGGACGUGGACGUGGAUGGACGCGGACGUGGACGUGGACGCGGACGUGGACGUGGACGCGGACGGGGACAUGGACGUGGACGUGGACGUGGACAUGGACGUGGACGUGGACGUGCACGUGGACAUGGACGUGGACGUGGACGUGCACGUGGACAUGGACGUGGACGUGGACGUGGACAUGGACGUGGACGUGGACAUGGACGUGGACAUGGACGUGGACGUGGUCGUGGACAUGUGGAAGUGGACGUGGACGUGGACGUGGAUGUGGAGGACUUGGACGUGGACGUGGACGUGGUCGUGGACGUGGACGUGGAGGUGGACGUGGAGGACUUGGACGUGGACAUGGACGUGGACAUGGACGUAGACGUGGACGUGGACAUGGACAUUGACGUGGACAUGGUCGUGGACGUGGUCGUGGACGUGGACGUGGACGUGGACGUGGACGUGGACGUUGACGUGGACGUGGACGUGGACGUGGACGUGGACGUGGACGUGGUCGUGGACGUGGACGUGGACGUGGACGUGGACGUCGACGUGGACGUCGACGUGGACAUGGACGUGGACGUGGUUGUGGACGUGGACGUGAACAUGGACGUGGACAUGGACGUGGAGGACUUGGACGUGGACAUGGACGUGGUCGUGGACAUGGACGUGGACAUGGACAUGGACGUGGACAUGGACGUGGACGUGGACAUGGACGUGGACAUGGACGCGGACGUGGACGUGGAAGUGGAUGUAGACAUGGACAUGGACAUGGACGUGGACAUGGACAUGGACAUGGACGUGGACAUGGACGUGGACGUGGACGUGGACAUGGACGUGGACGUGGACGUGGACGUGGCCUUGGACGUGGACAUGGAUGUGGACGUGGACGUGGACGUGGACAUGGACGUGGACCUGGACGUGGACGUGGACGUGGACGCGGACGUGGACGUGGACGUGGACGUGGAUGGACGCGGACGUGGACGUGAACGCGGACGUGGACGUGGACGUGGACGUGGAUGGACGCGGACGUGGACGUGGACGUGGACGUGGACGGGGACAUGGACGUGGACAUGGACGUGGACGUGGACAUGGACGUGGACAUGGACGUGGACGUGGACGUGGACGUGGACAUGGACGUGGACGUGGACCUGGACGUGGACAUGGAUGUGGACGUGGACAUGGACGUGGAUGUGGACGUGGACAUGGACGUGGACGUGGACGUGGACAUGGACGUGGACGUGGACGUGGACAUGGACGUGGACGUGGACGUGGACAUGGACGUGGACGUGGACGUGGACGCGGACGUGGACGUGGACGUGGACGCGGACGUGGACGUGGACGUGGACGUGGAUGGACGCGGACGUGGACGUGGACGCGGACGUGGACGUGGACGCGGACGGGGACAUGGACGUGGACGUGGACGUGGACGUGGACAUGGACGUGGAUAUGGACGUGGACAUGGACGUGGACGUGGACGUGGACGUGGACAUGGACGUGGACGUGGACGUGGACAUGGACGUGGACGUGGACGUGGACGUGGACAUGGACGUGGACGUGGACGUGGACAUGGACGUGGACGUGGACAUGGACGUGGACAUGGACGUGGACGUGGUCGUGGACGUGGACGUGGAGGACUUGGACGUGGACAUGGACUUGGACAUGGACGUGGACGUGGACGUAGACGUGGAAGUGGACGUGGACGUGGACGUGGAUGUGGAGGACUUGGACGUGGACGUGGACGUGGUCGUGGACGUGGACGUGGAGGUGGACGUGGAGGACUUGGACGUGGACAUGGACGUGGACAUGGACGUAGACGUGGACGUGGACAUGGACAUUGACGUGGACAUGGUCGUGGACGUGGUCGUGGACGUGGACGUGGACGUGGACGUGGACGUGGACGUGGACGUUGACGUGGACGUGGACGUGGACGUGGACGUGGACGUGGACGUGGACGUGGACGUGGUCGUGGACGUGGACGUGGACGUGGACGUGGACGUGGACGUCGACGUGGACAUGGACGUGGACGUGGACGUGGACGUGGACAUGGACGUGGACGUGGACGUGGACGUGGACGUGAACAUGGACGUGGACAUGGACGUGGAGGACUUGGACGUGGACAUGGACGUGGUCACGUGGACGUGGACGCGGACGUGGACGUGGAUGGACGCGGACGUGGACGUGGACGCGGACGUGGACGUGGACGCGGACGGGGACAUGGACGUGGACGUGGACGUGGAUGUGGACAUGGACGUGGAUAUGGACGUGGACAUGGACGUGGACGUGGACGUGGACGUGGACAUGGACGUGGACGUGGACGUGGACAUGGACGUGGACGUGGACAUGGACGUGGACAUGGACGUGGACGUGGUCGUGGACGUGGACGUGGAGGACUUGGACGUGGACAUGGACUUGGACAUGGACGUGGACGUGGACGUAGACGUGGAAGUGGACGUGGACGUGGACGUGGAUGUGGAGGACUUGGACGUGGAUGUGGACGUGGUCGUGGACGUGGACGUGGAGGUGGACGUGGAGGACUUGGACGUGGACAUGGACGUGGACAUGGACGUAGACGUGGACGUGGACAUGGACAUUGACGUGGACAUGGUCGUGGACGUGGUCGUGGACGUGGACGUGGACGUGGACGUGGACGUGGACGUUGACGUGGACGUGGACGUGGACGUGGACGUGGACGUGGACGUGGUCGUGGACGUGGACGUGGACGUGGACGUGGACGUCGACGUGGACGUCGACGUGGACAUGGACGUGGACGUGGACGUGGACGUGGACGUGGACGUGGACGUGGACGUGAACAUGGACAUGGACAUGGACGUGGAGGACUUGGACACAUGGACAUGGACAUGGACGUGGACAUGGACAUGGACAUGGACGUGGACAUGGACGUGGACGUGGACAUGGACAUGGACGUGGACGUGGACGUGGACGUGGCCUUGGACGUGGACAUGGAUGUGGACAUGGACGUGGACGUGGACAUGGACGUGGACCAGGACGUGGACGUGGACGCGGACGUGGACGUGGACGUGGACGUGGAUGGACGCGGACGUGGACGUGGACGUGGACGUGGACGUGGACGGGGACAUGGACGUGGACAUGGACGUGGACGUGGACGUGGACAUGGACGUGGACAUGGACGUGGACGUGGACGUGGACAUGGACGUGGACGUGGACAUGGACGUGGACAUGGACGUGGACGUGGACGUGGACGUGGACGUGGAGGACUUGGACGUGGACAUGGACGUGGACGUGGACGUGGACGUGGACGUGGACAUGGUCGUGGACGUGGUCAUGGACGUGGACGUGGUCGUGGUCGUGGACGUAGACCUGGACGUGGACGUGGACCUGGACGUGGACGUGGACGUGGUCGUGGACGUGGACGUGGACGUGGACGUGGACGUGGACGUGGUCGUGGACGUGGACGUGGACGUGGACGUGGACAUGGACGUGGACGUGGACGUGGACAUGGUCGUGGACGUGGUCGUGGACGUGGACGUGGACGUGGUCGUGGACGUAGACCUGGACGUGGACGUGGACCUGGACGUGGACGUGGACGUGGUCGUGGACGUGGACGUGGACGUGGACGUGGACGUGGUCGUGGACGUGGACGUGGAUGUGGACGUGGACGUGGACGUGGACGUGGACAUGGACGUGGACGUGGACGUGGCAUCGACGUCGACGUGGACGUGGACGUGGACGUGGACGUGGACAUGGACGUGGACGUGGACGUGUACGUGGACAUGGACUUGGACGUGGACGUGGACGUGGACGUGA